This is a messenger RNA of Clonostachys rhizophaga, 1713 nucleotides long. Lineage: Eukaryota; Fungi; Ascomycota; Sordariomycetes; Hypocreales; Bionectriaceae. The record is from the annotation of a GenBank genome assembly.
AUGAGCCACCCUAUAGCGCCCCUGUCCUGCUUCAAGUGCCGGGAGAAGAAACUCAAGUGCGAUCGUAACGCGCCAUGCUGCGGUCGAUGCCAACGUUUAGCGCACCGGUGCGACUAUCCUCUCGCAAGAAAGAAGGUUACGGGAAAGAGGAAACAAGUCCGGGAGUUAGAAGCAAAGCUAGCGGAACUCGAGAGCAAACUCAAUGCGGUUCACUCCAACAACCCACUGUGGGGACCCAUCGAUGGCGAAGAAAACGCGAUGCUGGUAAUGGAAGACAUCCACGAUAGUAUUGAGGAUUACGUCUUCGAAGAUCCGUCCUGUUCAAUCCAGGCGACUAGCUCUGAAAGUUCCUCAAACCAACACGCUUCCUCGGGUCUGGCAAAAGAGCUAUCAAACCUAUUUUUCGAGAGGCAGAGUCACUGCUCUCCUAUGAUCCACAGACUCCGAUACAUGGAAUCCAUUUCCCUCCCACCUCAGUCUCAGCCGCCGCUAUGUCUUCAAUGCAUUAUCAUGGCUCUCGGAGCCGACGCCUCCGAUAAUUAUGGAGCAAUGGCAAUUCCCCUCUAUGAGAGAGCCCGAGCAUAUGCCAAAAUGGAUGAGUCUAAUGAAGGGGCGAACUCGAUGUCUGUGGCCCACGUCCAGUGCUGGGAUUUAAUAGCCAACUACGAAUUUCAGCAAAGCAUGUUUUCUAAAGCCUCAGCCAGUUUUUGCCAGAGUGCCCGGAUUGCGCAGCUGCUCCAACUGCACCGUCUCGAUAGAAAAUCCAAUCCAUCCCGCCUGGACACCAUUGAAGUCGAGGAACAAUGCCGGACGUGGUGGGUAAUUUUCAUAUCAGACCGCUUAAUGUGCGCUACAACAGGACUACCGACAAUGAUCUACAACAGAGAUGUUGACACACCACUCCCAGUAUCAGAUGAAGCAUUCAUCGAGGGACGAGAAGAGGAAACUGGCUCCUUGCAGAGCUCAUUGGGAAGUCUAAACACACAUCCGUCGAAUAUUCUAUCCGAACUUUCUGCCAGAGUUUUAGUCGCACAUCUAGUGCAGCAAAGCAUGGAACACACCAGCUUGGCUUCUCAACUUGAAAAAUCUCCUGAAAAGGCCACUGCGUACUGGAACAGACACCGCGAACUGGACAAUGAGCUGUCCUUGCUACUGGCUAGGUUGCCCAACGAUCUGAGGUCGCAUCAAUAUGCGCGCAGCCAAAGCGCGGCAGCGGUCAAUGCCCAAAUACACACUGCGAUUAUGACUCUUCACAGGACGCGGAUAUGUUUACUUAGAGCGGAACCCCGAAAAGCAUCCACCGGUCAGAACAUUCGGCACAGCCAAGAACGGACGCUUGCCGGGGCAGAGGAGAUUGCGCAUAUCCUACGCAUGACCACCGAUCUCAAAACAACGUUCAAGAACCCGAUUACGAAUUUUUCAAGUUACCUCGCCUGCCUAGUUCUGAUUGAGGACUUCUUGGAUAAUAGUCGUCAACAGAGCAGAGACACCGCUUGCUUCUUGUCCUCCAUUUUAGCUUCUGUAGGCGAGAAAAACAGCGUUGCAGACUCACUAUACAAUCAAAUUCGCGACAACAUGAUCUCUGUAGGAAUAUCGAUCCCGGAGUCCCAGAAUCCUCAGGAUCGGCCAUCGGAUAUCUUUACAUCGAAGAUGGGACAGCUCUUGACAAACGUGGCAUUCAGGCUGGUUCACAAACACCCGUCACCCGAUUGA